GGUCCGGUGAGUCCGUGACACGGACAGGCACUCGCGCUCGGCAGUCGGCACUGCACGGUAACGGACUCCUGCAUUCCCAGCCGUGUUCCCGUGGAUCCACCGAGGCUCCCGGUGACUGUGUUGUUGUCGUUACCGACGCGCUUGGAAACGGUCGUGGUCGUUACACCGGGAUGAAUCAUGUCUUCGUUUGUGAGCCGGGUUCAGUUUUUAGACGAUACCGAUCCGUUCAACAGCACCAACUUCCCGGAACCGACCAGACCUCCUCUCUACACCUUCAGAGAAGAUAUUCCUCUCAUCAACCAGAUCGCGGGAGUCCACAGACUCCUCAAAGCUCCUCACAAGCUCGAUGACUGCGCCCUACAGCUCUCACACACCGGUGUGUAUCUGGAUCUGGAGUCGACGCUGGACGAGCAGAGAGAUGAACUGGAGGGGUUUCAGCAGGACGACUGCGGAGGGAGGGGGAAGAAACACAGUGUGGUUUUACGGACUCAGCUGAGCGUCCGUGUGCACGCGUGUAUCGAGAAGCUGUAUAACUGUAAUGGCCGUGACCUGAGGAGGGCGCUGUUUUCCCUCAAGCAGAUAUUCCAGGACGAUAAGGACCUGGUGCAUGAGUUCGUGAUGGCUGAAGGUCUGACGUGUUUGAUCAAGGUCGGCGCUGAAGCGGAUCAGAACUACCAGAACUACAUCCUCAGAGCGCUGGGUCAGAUCAUGCUGUAUGUGGACGGGAUGAACGGGGUCAUAGGUCACGCCGAGACCAUCCAGUGGCUCUACCUGCUCGUCGGCUCCAAGUUCCGUCUGGUGGUGAAGACGUCUCUGAAGCUCCUGCUGGUGUUUGUGGAGUACUGCGAGUCCAACGCCGCGCUGCUCAUCCAGGCCAUCAGCAGCGUCGACACCGACAGAGGCUGUAAGCAUUGGUCAAAUGCGAUGGAGAUUUUAGCAGAGAAAGAUGGUGUGGACACAGAGCUGCUGGUGUAUGUGAUGACACUCAUUAACAAGACGCUGGCGGCGCUGCCCGAUCAGGACUCCUUCUAUGACCUGCUGGACGUCCUGGAGGAUCAGGGCAUGGAGAGCGUUUCCCAGCGGUACCUGGGGCGCAAGGGCACCGACCUGGACCUGCUGGAGCAGCUCAACAUCUACGAGGCGAGUCUUCGUCACGAGGACGGUGAUGAGGACGGUGUGCGGGACCGGCGGCGGUCUAGUGUCGGCACCGGAGAGAGGCGGGGCUUGGAGAGACGCCGCAGUCGCAGGCAUUCAUUGGGCAGGACAGGCCACGCCUCCCCGCUUAGCCCCGCCUCCCCACACCGCUCGCGGUGUAACGGACCCGAGCUCAACGAGAGACAUCAUGUGACGCAUGAAUAUCUCCCAGUGAUUGAUGAUGAUGAGGAUGAGGAGGAAAGUCCGGUCACAGAGUCAGGCUCAGAUGAUGAUGAUGAUGAUGAUGAUGAGGAGGAGGGGGAGGGGGAAAUGAACCCUUCUAGUCUCAGUGUCAUCAGCGGCGCCGACAGUAAGUCAGAGCACUGUGACAAACACACAUCUGAGGAAGAGGAGGAGGAGGAGAGGAAGGCCACGCCCCCUCCUGACUCCGCCCAGCCGUCUCUCCUGGCCAAUCUGCUCGCGCGCCGCAAGUCCACCGUCACCGUGCCACCGUCCAAUCAGAUCAGCCCUCCGCUGCGAGGCUCCGCCCACCUGCCGUACCUGCCUCACUCACCGUUCUUCCUCUUCUCCUACGAUGUGGAGGAGGAGAAACCAGAGGAGAACAGCAGGUCAUGUUCUGCUGCAAGUUCUCCGUCUACACCUGCCAAACAACAGAAUGAACGGCCUGCUCUCGGAGGCCUCCUCUCCUCCUCGUACCGGCAGCAUCAGGAGUCUCUGGCAGCGGAGAGAGAGAGACGUCGGGUCGAGCGAGAGGAGCGACUGCAGAGGAUCGAGAGAGAGGAGCGCAAUCGACACAGUCGGGACUAUGUGUCCAACAUGGAGGAGGCCCGACACGCUCGAGAUGAGAGGUUUAAGACGGCGGAGCGACUGGCCACGGAGGAGUUCGAGAGAGAGCGACUGCGUUCGGCACCUCGAGGUCUCAGCCUCACUCUGAGCCCGACUGACACCUGUCAAUCAUCCCACAGUGCCACGGCCACCUCUGUGACAUCACUGGAUGAGCAGGACACGCCCCCUGAACCAGGUAAAUCCACUGACACACAUGAUCUAGAACCGGAUGUGGAGGCGAGUCUAGAACCGGAGGAGAAGCAAACAGAACCCGGAGAAGAACCGGAACAGGAAGUGGAGGAGAGAACUGCUGAACAGGAAGUGGGCGGAGCCGAGGAGCAGGUUGAGGAGAGAGGGGAGGGGUCAGAACUGGAAGUGGGCGGGGCCACGGAGCAGGUUGAGGAGGAAGGGGAGGAGUCUGAGCGGGAGGCUCCUGAUGGAGAAGCGGAGGACAGUGGGAUCCUGAGCGAUAAAGAACGACAGAACGAAGAGGUGAACGAGAAGGAUAACUGCUCCGCCUCCAGCAUGUCCUCCGCCAGCAGCACACUGGAGAGGGAGGAUCGAGCGGAGGCAGGUCAGUGGUCUCAGAGCGGUGGCGUGAAUGAACAGCGAAACAAGAUCCUCGACAGCAAACUCUUCAUGCUGGACAUGCUCUACUCGCAGAGCAAAAAGCCCUCGGAGGAAGAGGAGGGCGAAGAGGAGCCGAGCGAAGAGAAGGAGCGAGAGAAAGAGCAGGAGGAUCUGUUAGCGUCGACGCAGGACGAGAGCGUUAGCACGACUGACGGAGUCCAGCGAGGCGAGAGCCAGAGCAACGUACGGGCGUUCGCCGAGCGCUUCGGAGAGCUGGUGAAGGGUCUCAGUUCUCCACCAAUAGAAACGCAGGAACCUCCUCCUCCUCCUCCUCCUCCUCCUGUGAAGAAGGAGUCGGACUGCAUAUGGGACCAGCUGAUGGCGAGUCCACGAGAGCUGCGCAUCGGAGACAUCGACUUCACCGACCUCAGAGACGAGGACGAUCAGGACGUCCUGGACUCGGGGAGUUUAAUGAGCUCUGGAGAUCUGCUGGCUCCGCCCCCUCCUCCGCCCUGCCCCUUUAACCUCCCGGCUCCGCCCCCAAUGUUCGCCUGUCAGGCCCCGCCCCCUCCCAUGUUUAGCCAGGCUCCGCCCCCUCCCAUCUUUAGCAUCCGCUUGCCGCCGCCCCCUCCCUGCUUCUCCGGCCAGGCCCCGCCCCCUCCUCAGCAGGAGGCGGAGCUAACGCCGCUCUUCCAGAAGAGGAAGAAGACCAUCCGGUUGUUCUGGAGUGAAGUCCGGCCCGCCGACUGGAUCUCCCGAAACCACAGGCGGAGCCAAGAGUCGCUCUGGUCCCGACUGGAACCGGUCAAAGUUGACACCGCUAAACUCGAGCUUCUGUUCGAGAGCAAAUCCAAGGAGAUGCCCGCGGCUAAGAAAACGGCAGCGGACGGGAAGCGGCAGGAGAUUAUCAUUCUGGAUUCCAAACGCAGCAACUCCAUCAACAUCGGCCUGACGGUUCUUCCUCCGCCGCGCACCAUCAAAACCGCCAUACUGAACUUCGACGAGUACGCGCUCAACAAAGAGGGCAUCGAGAAAAUCCUGACGAUGAUUCCCACGGAGGAAGAGACGCAGCGGAUCCAGGAAGCUCAGCUGGUGAGUCCUGAUAUUCCGCUGGGAAGCGCGGAGCAGUUCCUCCUGACGCUGUCCUCCAUCAGCGAGCUCUCGGCACGCCUGCAGCUCUGGGCCUUCAAACUCGACUAUGAAGCCACUGAGAAGGAAGUGGCUGAGCCGCUACAGGACCUGAAGGAGGGCAUGGAUCAGCUGGAGAAAAACAAAACGCUACGGGUUAUCCUGUCCACUCUGCUCGCCAUCGGAAACUUCCUGAACGGCUCUAACGCGAAAGGCUUCGAUCUGAGUUAUCUGGAGAAGGUUCCUGAGGUGAAGGACACGGUGCACAAGCAGUCUCUCCUGCAUCACGUCUGCGGCCUCGUGGUGGAGAACUGCCCCGACAGCACUGACCUGUACUCCGAGAUAGGGGCCCUCACACGCUCCGCCAAGGUGGAUUUCGAUCAGCUGCAGGAGAGCCUGACCCAGAUGGAGUGGCGCUGCAAAGCAUCAUGGGAUCACCUGAAAGUCAUCGCGAAGCACGAGAUGAAGCCGGCGCUGAAGCAGAAGAUGUCGGACUUCCUGAAGGACUGCGCCGAGAGGAUCAUCAUCCUGAAGAUCGUGCACCGCAGAGUCAUGAACAGGUUUCACUCGUUCCUGCUGUUCCUGGGUCAGCCGGCCCACAGCGUGCGGGACAUCAGUGUGACGCGCCUCAGUAAGAUCAUCAGCGAGUUCGCGCUGGAGUACCGGACCACACGCGACCGGGUCCUGCAGCAGAGACAGAAGCGGGCCGAUCACAGAGAGAGGAACAAGACGCGCGGGAAGAUGAUCACAGACCUCAGCACACCGACUGAUGAUGAAGAGGACAGUGAGGCGGGUCGGGUGUGUGUGAGCAGCAGUGCUCCUCCUGUCGGGACACACACGGAGCCGCAGGGUUUGUGUCACGCUGAAGACACCGCCGAACACGAGCAGAUGAAGGCGGUGCUGAAGACCAGCGUUCAGAGCAGCGACAGCAGCGACACCACUGUGGUUCCAGCCCUGCGCACACGCACACGCUCACGAGCCGGCAGAGGACGCACCGCAUUGGCCGCUGCGAACGAAGAGUCCCCGUGUGUGACGGACGACGCUGCCGAUGACAUCAUGGACCGGAUCGUGCGUUCGGCCACUCAGAGUCCCAGAGAACGAGCGCAACCCCGCGAACGCCGACGCUCACGCGUAAACCGGAAAUCACUGAGACGGACUCUGAAGGGUGGCUUGACCCCAGAAGAAGCCCAGGCGCUGGGAUUCGACACGUCGGAGAUGCCGGUGUAACGGGACGUCCCGAACUGAACCACACUGACGCCUUCCCAGAACUCACCUCAGGACAACACAACACCCAAGAUCCCACAGUAAACGCAUCUUAUUAACGAAUCACCUGAUCAUAUAUAGAGUGACGUCACAGCUCC
Messenger RNA from Rhinichthys klamathensis goyatoka, 5039 nucleotides. It is a transcript of the gene fhod3a, whose product is annotated as formin homology 2 domain containing 3a. Lineage: Eukaryota; Metazoa; Chordata; Actinopteri; Cypriniformes; Leuciscidae. The coding region runs from base 178 to 4905 and encodes 1575 amino acids. Gene Ontology annotation, biological process: cardiac myofibril assembly; sarcomere organization; cortical actin cytoskeleton organization. The transcript has 30 exons. Gene Ontology annotation, cellular component: cytoskeleton; cytoplasm. Gene Ontology annotation, molecular function: actin filament binding. The record is from RefSeq and is a predicted model, not a curated record.